UUUGUUGCUUUAGAGGAAUCAAUUUUAAGGCAACCAAAGCCCAAAACAGCAUUGUAGCAAAAAAAAAACCAUAAAAAAUGGUUGCUGUGUUCAACAAAGAGCUCUUGAGUUGGUACCUAAUCACCCUCAAACUCAAAGAAACUGUAGAAGCUGGAAUUCCCAGCUCACAAAGUCCUACUACUAACCGUUUGAUCGAAUUUCCGGAGCAACCUCAACAGCAGCAGCAGCAGAAGGAGCAGCAGCAGCCAUCUGAUUCGCUGCAAAUCGUGAUCAAAGAUGGGAAUGAGAGGUUUGAAGAGGAAGCCAAGUCGCCAGAGUCCGAGUGGGUGAUCACCAUCAGAGAAAAACUCGAGCAAGCACGCCAAGACGACGUGGCUGGUUCGUGGGCAAAGCUCUGCAUCUACAGAGUGCCUCAGUGUUUAAGGGAAGGCGACGACAAAGCUUACAUACCACAGACCGUGUCCUUGGGGCCUUACCACCAUGGCAGGAGGCGCCUACGAAACAUGGACCGUCACAAAUGGCGCUCCCUUCACCACAUGCUCAAGCGUACCAAUCAGGACAUCAAGCUCUACCUUGAUUCCAUCAAGGAGCUAGAAGAAAAGGCGCGAGCUUGCUAUGAAGGCUCUGUCACACUCGGCAGCAAUGAGUUUGUGGAAAUGAUGGUCCUCGAUGGCUGCUUCGUGCUUGAGCUGUUUCGUGGUGCUGCUGAAGGAUUCAGGCAGCUUGGUUACUCGCGAAAUGACCCUAUCUUCGCCAUGCGUGGCUCAAUGCACUCGAUUCAGAGAGACAUGAUCAUGCUUGAGAAUCAACUGCCACUCUUCAUACUUGAUCGGCUAUUAAGCCUUCAGUAUGGUCAGCCUGAGCAGAAUUGGCUUGUGGCUAAGCUAGCAGUCCGGUUUUUUGACCCCUUAAUGCCAACGGAUGAGCCAUUAACAAAAAGUGAUAGGAACAGAUUGGAGUCAUCACUAGGAUAUACAACCACUUUUGAUCCAUUUUCAGACCAAGGCAGCCUUCAUUGCCUUGAUGUCUUUCGAAGAAGUCUCUUGCGCGCAGGGCCUCAACCGGUGCCCAGGAUUUGGAUCAAGCGGUGGUCUCAUUCCAGCCGUGUAGCAGACAAGCGUAGACAGCAAUUGAUUCAUUGUGUCACGGAGCUGAGAGAGUCCGGGAUUAAGUUCAAGAGAAGAAAGACCGACCGGUUUUGGGACAUAAAAUUCAAGAAUGGGAUCCUCAGGAUUCCUCGGCUGCUGAUCCAUGACGGUACCAAGUCACUUUUCCUCAACCUUAUCUCGUUUGAGCAGUGCCACCUUGACUGCAGCAAUGACAUUACCUCCUAUGUGAUCUUCAUGGACAACUUGAUCAACUCGCCGGCUGAUGUUGGCUACCUCCAUUACUGUGGGAUAAUCGAGCAUUGGCUUGGCAGUGAUGCUGAAGUUGCAGACCUCUUCAACCGCCUUUGUCAAGAGGUGGUGUUUGACAUCAACGACAGUUAUCUUUCCCGGUUGUCAGAGCAGGUGAACCAGUACUAUGAUCACAAGUGGAAUGCUUGGCGAGCGAGUUUGAAGCACAACUAUUUCAACAAUCCAUGGGCAAUCAUCUCAUUUUUCGCUGCUGUGAUCUUAUUGUUGCUUACCUUUGCGCAGACGAUUUAUGGAGUUUAUAGCUAUUACAGGCCAAGAACAUGAGUCCAGUGAGCCCCUCUUCUCUUAUUAUUGACUUUCAUACAUUACAAACAUGUUUUUUUUUUUUUUUUUUUUUUUGAACUUUCUUUGAUGUUUGAUCAGAACACAGAUGAAUUGUUUGGAUUUUCUUUCAUACACUGAAUUUGCUAAGA
Messenger RNA from Cornus florida, 1831 nucleotides. RefSeq names its product UPF0481 protein At3g47200-like. Lineage: Eukaryota; Viridiplantae; Streptophyta; Magnoliopsida; Cornales; Cornaceae. The record is from RefSeq and is a predicted model, not a curated record. Bases 78 to 1682 code for a protein of 534 amino acids. The transcript has a single exon.